AUGUCGAUGUUUCGCUCACCGGCCGACAUUUCCUCGAGCUCUGACUCUGAGACUGAAACUGAGGCCGAAGACAAGCAAAUUCAGUAUUCAGGGGCAUCUACUCCACGCCAUUCGAUAAAAAGUCAAUCCUACAGCCCGCAAAAGGGCAAGACCAGCCAACCUCUGGGAAAGUCAGAAUCCACGGACCCGGAUACUUCGGUUUCCUUUGAUGAUGGCUCCAAACCACCAGAUGAAAUGGUAGAUCUCAAUGUGGACCAGCAUGCGAAUGUGAUGACAGCUGCCCUUUUGGAAUUCUAUUGCCAAAGUCGAGCAGCAGACAUCCUCAAUGCCCAAAGCAGCUCAGGCAAACAGUUCAGCCGACACAGCCCGGAGGCUAUAUAUCUCGGUAAAAAGCUGUACAAAUACAAAUCAGACUUUUUGUCGUCUCACGGCGUGCUGGCCGGUGGCAUUGACAGAGAGGAGAUGGGGCCAAGCAGGCAAACUUAUCGUAACAACCUUGAUCUGCUCGGAAUAUCAGCCCUCAAAGAAAUGAAACUUCAUGAAUCCCACGCCCGAUCGCCCACGAUUGGUUCCGGCGAAGACCAUUCUUUGAUCAAAAAGUUAUCAUCAAGGGCCGACUUUGGAAGCUUUGAUGCUCCGGCCUUGAUCCGACGCAAGACUGAACCGAAUUAUGCAUUCGAAAACCAGCUGCAUUCUGGCAGAAAGGUCGAUUUCUUGCCCACUGUUCCUGACAUUCCACGAAAUCUAUCCCAACCUUCGUUUCCUUUAUUUGGCAGCUCACCUGCCGGUAUGCCAUUGUUCCACUCUCCAACAACGCAAACAUACAACCAUUCUUCAAGGUAUUCUGUUGAAUUCAAACAACUCAAAAUCUUGGGACGUGGGUCCUUCGGCGAGGUAUUCCAUGUAACAAAUCAUAUUGAUGGUCAAGACUAUGCAGUCAAGAAAAUUCCACUCAGCCAAAGACGGCUUGAGCAGCUGCAGUUCGGAGGCCAAAAUCAGCUUGAGGUCAUCAUGAAAGAAAUUCGAACACUUGCUCGUCUUGAGCACACGAAUAUCGUUCGGUAUUAUGGAGCAUGGGUUGAACAAGCCAAUCAUGCAAGUCCAUCGCCCGACGAAUUUCACCCAGCUCACGACACGUUCGAGUCACCACGAAACGACCUGCCUUCACCAGAUACGCCAAAUGAACCGAGUAUGGGUAUAGUUUUUGGGCACUCCGAAAACUCAAAUCCAGAGUCCCAGGCGAGCUCUUUGACCGAGGAUCAUAGCUUCUCCGAAAGCAUUCGACGCUGGGACAGCCAUGCGACUAGCUCAUCCCGCCAAUCAAAAAAGAGUUCGGGAAGAGGCUUGGAGGACGAAGAGGAAGAUAUAGAGUCGAUUCCCCGUACUUUUGACAACACUUCAUAUGAGGAAACAUCCACAUUUGGAGAAACAGAUGACAUCUUCACCGACGGACUGAGUCAAGAUCAGUCAAAACUCCAGGUGCAAACCAAUUGCCGACCUGGCCACCCACCACCCGCGGUCAUCCUUCACAUUCAGAUGUCACUUCACCCCAUAUCACUUGGGUCUUAUCUCAACCCCCAAGCCGCUUCUAAACCCGAUGAGCAUUCACUUGCCAGACGUCAUUGUUUCCACUUGCUGCCAUCUUUGAAGCUGUUGAUCGACAUCGUUUCGGGCGUGGAGUACCUCCAUGCGAAGGGAAUUGUGCACCGAGACUUGAAACCAGCGAAUAUCUUCCUGUGUGCACCGGAAAGCACAACAGCAGACAUCUGUGUUUCCUGCAGCUCAAGUGAAGCUUGUCUGGUCCAAUUCUGUCGUCCCCGCAUUGGAGACUUUGGUCUAGUGGCAGACAUCUCUCACCUCAACGAGGUCACUUCGGGGGCCGUGACACCAUAUCGAGAGGGUCCGAAGAUCCAGCGGGUAGUUGGGACCGAGUUCUAUCGUCCUCCAGCCAAUGUAUCUGGGGUCCCGAGUGACCCCAACUCCCCGGCAGAUUACUUUGACGAGUACAAGAUUGACGAGAAACUGGAUGUUUAUGCACUGGGUGUCAUUCUUUUCGAGACACUAUAUCGUCUGAACACAAAGAUGGAGAGACAAUUUGUGUUGAGCGAUCUAACUCGCGGAUCAAGCCAAGACCAUACUGAGCGCACCAUUUUCCCGACCGACUUUGCCGCCAAGAUCGACCAAGGCUCGAUGAUAUUGGAUGAUGGAAUCACCGUUGCAGAGUCUCUGAAGAAAUGUAUGAAAGGCAUGCUUGAACCUCGAUCGCAACAUCGUUGGAGUUGCCAGGAUGUCAAGGAACAUUUGCGGAGGAUCAAGAAGGCCGUUCGUCGCGCUGAGGCACAAUAA
Molecule: messenger RNA, 2346 nt
Organism: Penicillium salamii
Lineage: Eukaryota; Fungi; Ascomycota; Eurotiomycetes; Eurotiales; Aspergillaceae
Source: the annotation of a GenBank genome assembly